AUGUCCCCUCGCCCCGUCAUCGCCAUCGCCGGCCUGGCCUGCGAAACCUCCAUGUUCACCCGCGCCCGCACACUCGCCCCCGCAUUUCACCCCCGCCGCGCCCAUGAAAUCAUCGACGAAUAUCCCUUUCUCCAGCCCGGCACAAAACUGGGCGAUGCAGCAGACUGGCGGGGGGCACUGAUCGGACACGCACUACCCGGAGGCAUUGUGGUCCGGAAAUCAUUCGAAGAGUUGGCUGACGAGAUCAUAACCCGAUUAACCGACAUUGUCGCGUCAACACAGCUGGACGGAUUAUGGUUUGAUAUACAUGGUGCUAUGUGUGUGGAAGGUCUCGACGAUGCAGAGUAUGAGCUGCUGCGCCGGAUCCGGCGGGUAAUCGGACCAGAUGUUAUUGUGUCGGCGUCAAUGGAUCUUCAUGGCAAUGUCUCGCGUGAUCUGGCGCAUCAGACUGAUCUGAUUACUUGUUAUCGAAUGGCACCGCAUGAGGAUGAGACGGAGACAAAGGAGCGUGCGUGUCGGAAUUUGGUCGAUCUACUCGCGCGUCAAAAGGAGGAGGGGCUAUUUUAUCGGCCAUUGAAAGCGUGGAUACCUCUUCCUAUCUUGUUACCUGGCGAGCAGACAUCCACGAGGGUGGAGCCGGCUAAAAGCCUCUACGAGCUGGUACCCAAGCUUGAGUCGUUGCCGGGCAUCAUCGAUGCAGCGAUUUGGGUUGGGUAUGCCUGGGCUGAUGAACCGCGCAAUUGCGCGGUGGUGAUGGUGACCGGGACGUGCGAGGAAGCCGUCGCCGCAGGGGCGGAGCGUCUAGCAAGGAAGUUUUGGGAAGUCCAUGCAGAGUUUCAUUUUGUUGGUCCGACAGGCUCAUAUGGAGAGUGUAUCGAUGCCGCAUUGAAAUCACCGAAACGACCGUCUUUCAUCUCAGACUCGGGCGAUAACCCUACCGCUGGGGGAUCUGGGGACGUCACCUGGGGGCUUACACAGCUGUUCGCGCGACCUGAGUUUAAAAAGGAGUCAGGUCCUACGGUCAUCUACGCCAGUCUGCCCGGACCACAAGCAAUACAGACCAUAGUCAAGGCGGGGGUUGGCGCAACAGUCACUGUCACGGCAGGGGCUGAGGUGGAUUACGCCCACGCGGGCCCUCUCACCAUGACUGGGCGAGUUCAUGCAAUUAAGCACGGUGAUAAAGAUGCAGUGGUAGAGGCAGUUUUACAAGUGGGCUCGGUCUUUGCGAUCCUAACGCAACUUCGCAAGCCGUAUCAUCAUGAGCACGACUUUACAGACUUGAACCUCAACCCGCGGUCUGCUGAUCUUGUCAUCGUCAAGAUAGGCUAUCUGGAACCAGAGCUCUUCGACAUGGCGGCCGAUUGGUUGCUGGCGCUGACACCGGGGGGAGUGGACCAGGAUUUGGAGCGUCUGGGACACCAUCGCAUUAGUCGUCCGAUGUGGCCGUUUGAUAAGGUGUUUUCGACACCACCAGAUAUUAGUGCAAGGAUGAUCCCGCCUUCGAACGACUUACUAGCAUAG
Molecule: messenger RNA, 1521 nt
Organism: Aspergillus niger
Lineage: Eukaryota; Fungi; Ascomycota; Eurotiomycetes; Eurotiales; Aspergillaceae
Exons: 1
Coding region: 1-1521 (506 amino acids)
Source: RefSeq, a predicted model, not a curated record